Pseudomassariella vexata is the source of this 1031-nucleotide messenger RNA. RefSeq lists its product as uncharacterized. The transcript is spliced from 12 exons. Gene Ontology annotation, molecular function: ATPase-coupled lipid transmembrane transporter activity. The record is from RefSeq and is a predicted model, not a curated record. Gene Ontology annotation, biological process: transmembrane transport. The coding region runs from base 123 to 1031 and encodes 302 amino acids. NCBI's taxonomy places the organism in Eukaryota, Fungi, Ascomycota, Sordariomycetes, Amphisphaeriales, Pseudomassariaceae.
GUGCAUAGUACAGCUCAAAAUGUUCAAAGCUUCGCGAUUUCCUUGUCAAUUAGUCUCUCCGCGCAACAAAUUAUCAGAAAGUGAUAUCUCAAUAUAGGCAGUCUUAAUCACAAGGAAAAAUCAUGGCUGCUAACUUCACAACCCAGGACUUCACGAAUGCGAACGUUCAGAAUGCCCGAAACCCCCAUCCGGUCUAUGGUUAUGCACAUGGUCCGAUCACCAACCCCAAUGCCGACUGGGUCCCUAAUUCUCACGCCGUAACGGAACCCGGUCGCCCACUGCCUGCGCUUUCUGCUGCAGAGAACGCUAGCUCGAAGCCCCCGGUACCUCUACAAGUGCUCCCUUGUUGGAUUGAGAUUGGGGUUGCGGGCUCUGGCCAGAUGUGUGGCCAUACCUUCGCCUCGCAGCCCGCCCUCCGCCGCCAUAUCCGAACCGCCCACCCUGGCGCUGUUACCAACCCACGUCGUGCUAACGCCAGCGACCAGAUGAUUCUAGCUGGACAGAAUGCGCUUAAGCAAUUCGUGGUAUCCAAAGGCUGGCAAAAGGCCAGCUUCCUCCAUGAGCCUAGCCUUACUAGCGGUCUUAUUAACGAGUACGCUACGGCCUGCGAGCAUCCCUUUGGCACUGCGAGUGCCGAGGACUGUCGCGAUGUGCUCGAAAUUGUCAAUCUGUGGACCAUCGUGAUGGAGCGUGGCGGCCUGGAUGCUGCCAUGAACUCCGCUGCACGUUCCCAAGGACCAACGUCAACUAUUCUCGCUGCGCACGCCGUGCUCAGGCAGAGAAUACGCGGUUCCUCGAACGGCAUACUCCUGCUAGAUGAAGUGUCUUCAUCGGUUGAUAAAGAGACGGAACGAAGCAUGCAAAGCAUUAUCAAGGCCGAGUUUCAGAGGCAUACGAUUGUAGCUGUGAGCCAUCGGCUAAACAUGAUCGUGGACUUCAAUACAGGUGUGGUUAUGGACAAGGGAGAGGUGGCUGAAGUCGGCAAUCCUCAGCAACUGGCCAGGACGGUGGACACCAAAUUCAGGGACUAA